GGGACGCCACAGGCUUGAAGACGUCUCGCUCCGAUGGACCGGAGCCUUCUUCGGUACGCUGCUACCUCAACUUCUCAGUUCUAUACCAGUAACGUGUGCAGACAACAUCUACUCCUCUCUUCCUUGGGAUCUACUUCAUACAAGGGAUCUAUUCCAUUUUUACCGAGCAAGAUUUUUUGAUAUGUGGUUGCAAUGUGGUACUCUUUAUGGUGGCAUAUCGUGGGGAUUGGAUUACUGGUAAUAACUGCACAUGCCUGUCCGCCGCCGGAGACCAUCACACCCUGCUUGUGUACGACAAGAGCUGACGAACUACAAAUAUGGUGCAGUCACAGCGAAUUGUCACCAGUUCUGUCAGGGCUGCAGGCCGUUGGCGCUCAACUAACCAGGCCAAUAGACGAGCUGAUUCUUGAGAACAAUGCCAUGACUGCGCUUCCUGGCAGAGCCUUCGCCCCUUUGCGGGUGGUUAGGCUGAUGUUGAGGGACAACAAAUUAGAAAGGGUCGCCGCAAAUUGGCUGGCAGGACUGGAAGAAUCGCUCCUUGAAGUGUUCAUCGUGGAACCCGAGCUGAAAAGCCUACCUGAAGACAGUUUCGACACUCUCCUGAAAAUGGAGGCCGUAACUCUCAAAGCCGGUUUCGUACCCAGAAUGCCUAAUUUUUCUGGCCUGUCGAGGCUCAAGUACAUCCAAACUGAACUACCGUCAAUGUCUGAAUUAACACCGGGUCGGAUCAACAACCUAGAGAUGCUAGAAAUGUUGCAGAUCGUCGGUUCAAAGGGUUUGAAAACUCUAGAAGCCUCAGCUUUGCAGGAUCUACCUAGAUUGGUGACUGUGAACUUCACAGGUUGCGGCAUCACUUGGAUACACCCCAGGGCAAUGAUGAGACUACCAUCUUUAAAAGAGCUAUCUUUCUCUUUUAACAAUAUUAUAGAUGCAGGGGAAGUCGGAAGGUCCAUCAGAGAACUUCCUCAUUUAGCAGUGGUAAAAGUAGACAACAAUCAAAUAGACGAGUUGAGAGAAACCUCAUUCGUCGACAUCCCUCCUCUCAAAGAAAUUUAUCUGAAUAUGAAUAAAAUAAAAGAAGUCCAAAGAGGAGCGUUUCACAGAUUGCCCUCUUUGUCUAAAAUUGAUCUCAGCGAUAAUAACAUUAAAAGAAUAUUUCCCGAAUUUUAUCUCCAAUCCUACGAUAGCAGAGUCGAAGAGUUGAACCUGAUGAACAACGAAAUCGACCACAUCAUGGCUUUGACAAUAAUCAUGGAAACGCUGCCCCAGCUCAAGUUUUUGGAUGUAAGCAAAAAUAAAUUGCAGGAUAUUAUGUUCGGGGCCCUAAGAGGACACCCUACAUUAGAAAGGCUCCACAUAAACGACAACCAUCUCAAAAGAGUCGUGAGGGAGGCAUUUACUGCAAUGCCCGCCCUUCGAGAAUUGCGCCUUAGGAAUAAUUCUCUAUCCAAUUAUUUAGAAAUGCCUCUGUGGAAUCUUCCAGCUUUAAAAGGCUUGGAUUUGGCUCAUAACGAGUUCAGAAGGUUGGAUAGAAGAGUUUUAGCAAAUUUACCAUCUCUGAGACGUCUCGACGUAAGCAAGAACAACUUACUCGUCGUCGACCCUGCUUCCUUCCUCGGCACUCCGGCCCUGGAGCAUGUCAACCUAUCACACAAUGCCAUCGAAGUCAUAACCCCUCAGACUUUACCGCAUUUGAACAAUUUGUUCGAUCUGGAUGUCGGCAGUAACCGUCUACGCAGUAUUGUUCCAGGUCUUCCGAGAGCCCUUGAAUAUCUUUACAUGUCCAAGAAUCAAAUCACAGCUCUCCCAAGAGCUCCAUCAUCAGAUCUUCUUUUACCAUCACUCAAACUUCUUGAUUUCAAUGGGAAUAGCAUACAAAGCCUGCCUCCUGAAGGAUUCAUAUCAAUGCCGCUUUUGAGGAAACUGUUUCUCGGUGAAAACUCUAUACAGAAAAUAGACGAGAGGUCGUUCGAAGGAUUGGGAAGACUGGAAAAAUUGGAACUGCACGACAAUAAACUGAACGCUAUACACGAAAACGCUUUCAGAGACUUAAGAAGACUGCGGGAGCUUUCUUUGAAAAGCAACAGGCUGAAUAAAUUCCAAUCAAAUCUUCUCAGAGAAAACGACAAUCUUAACAUGUUGGAUUUGAGCCACAACCAAUUGAUAGAGUUGACUAGCUCGACAUUUGACAACAACAGAAAGAUUAGAGAAAUAUCGUUAUCACACAAUGCAUUUAGUUCGUUUCCCGAAGCCGUCAAGAAACUGCCCGAAUUGGAAAAUCUUGAUUUGAGCUAUAAUAGAAUUCAACAAUUGAUACAACCCUUGUCCAACAUGAAAUCGUUAAGCAUGCUCAAAUUGACGAAAAAUAAACUGCAGACUUUGAUCGACAGCACGUUUUCGAACAUGGACAACUUAACGCUUCUUGAUUUGGAAAGUAACGAAAUCCAGUACCUCACCCCGCACGUCGUACGUUCGAUGCCAUCCUUACAAACCCUAAAACUCGCCAAAAAUAAACUCUCGACGAUUCCGAGCGCUGCGUUUUCCGAUCUUCCCCAGUUAACGGACGUGGAACUUCAAGAAAAUCUCCUGACGCAUUUGGCGAGCGAUUCGUUCACGGGUGUGCCCAAUCUUCUCUUUCUUAAUCUGAGCCACAAUCUUCUGACCGGACUGGACCGAGCAGGCCUCCACGGUCUAAAAUCAAUGGAAAUUCUGGAUAUAAGUCAUAAUAAAGUGUCAAGGCUGAACACACCAGGCCUGCCCAAUUUGGAUUCGUUAAUUCAACUGAAGAUGGACGACAACAAGAUAUGCACAAUUCAAGGAUCCCCUUUUUCUAAAAUGUCUCAUUUAAGAAUGCUCAGCCUGAGAAAUAACAAAUUGAUAUCGCUAUCGGAAAACGCAUUUCAACCUCUUCGAUCUACAAUUUAUCAACUAGAUAUUGAAGGUAACCCCUUGAAGUGCUCUUGCAGUUUACUUUGGUUACAAUCUUGGGUUCGAGAGGGCCCAUAUCAAGGGCCAAGAUGUUCUGACGGUUCUCUGUUGAAAGAGUUUCGCUUGUCGAGAGAGGACUGUGCUGAGCCAAAGAGUUUCGACCAUACUCAAAAUUGUGAAGACAGUCCAACUUUGGGACAAACCCAGCAGCUCUAUGCAAAUAAUUGGAAAGACAUGCAUCAAAAGCCGCUCCCCGAGGAGACAGAUUACUUUUAUGAGGAUUACAUAGAGUAUGAAGAGAAUGUGACUCUUCCUUCGAAUUUCUCUCAACAGCAACAAAAACAGCCGCAACAAGUGGUCGCUUCUUCGACGGACGCUCCUAUUUUAAUUUUGACGACGAGCACUCAUAAACCUGCAGCCAUGUCGCAUUUCAUACCAGGAGACACACCGACCCUUUACGCGAAACCAGGGUCAGUCGAAAACAAAUUUCAAAAGCCGUCUAGUAAGCCGGGAACAUCGUUUACAUUUUUCGGGAUGCCACUUCCCUAUUUGAACAUAGACAGUUUCUGGGGUUCGAGCAGGAAUUCGGACGGAAAGACCAGAUUCCCGGGGGCGAAAGGGAGAGUCCAGCAGGUGACAUCGCCUCCAAAAGUCGAAGACGGAUUCAGGCCGAUGCUUCCGUCGACCGGAGGGUUCAAACCGAUAUUCAACCCUUACAAUCGGACCGAAGAAGACGACGACAAACAAUUAGAACCCGUGAAACUCACACCCAAACCUUCCGUCAAUAGUUCCCGAUGGGAUAUUAAAACUAAUAACUUACCCACAAUCUUGCAUAAAAAAGAAGCUACCAUUACAAAAGUGCAGCCUGAAAAGACCGAUAAUAGGAUAACAGGGAAUGACCAAAUUGCUCAACUAACUGACAAUGUGUAUAAUCAGAAAAACCACACAGAAUGGCCAGCACCGCAGUCCAGCUCUAUGGGAACAACUCAGCCAAUUUUUCAGUAUAACAGGCUCGAGCCAGAAUUGGAAGUGACGACACCUCUGCUGGAGUCUCUUCCUGAUGAUAUACAACUAGUAACUAAUCACCUGGUACCUGUACCAACAACGACUAAAAGACCUGCUUACUUUUCAACUAAAUCAUCUUCAAUGCCUCCUCAAACUUCAGAUAUCGAUACGGAAGAAGCACCUUUUGACGUAAUAGUACAAUCGACCGUACCUACAAUUUUAUCUCCGGUGAAAAACCUAAGCGGAGGUCUGGGUGGGCCGUCUCCACUUUCCGGUUUUCUAGCCCCAGGAGGUCAACUUCCACCAGUUCGAAGCCACGGAAGGCCGACUAUAACGAAAGUCACGAUGUCACCUUCUUUGGCGACCUCUUCGGGUGCGAUGCCCGUCGCUGAAGAAAUCCAAGGCCCAGUCCCACCUAGGCAGAACUUCGACUUCCACACCCCAUCGACAGAAAAACCGAAACAGAACAACUCUAUUGCAUGGUACUACAAAAAUUACAAUAACACAGACUUGAAACCGUACAUUGGACCUGGUAUGUACAGACCUUCAAAAUCUAAUAAAACCUCACAAUUAACAAUAAAUGUACUAUUAUUGAUUUUCACAACACUAGUCAUGAACUAAAAUCAUUCAACAACCUACCAUGUAUAUUA
This is a messenger RNA of Cimex lectularius (bed bug), 4583 nucleotides long. Its product is annotated as protein artichoke-like. Gene Ontology annotation, molecular function: protein binding. The record is from RefSeq and is a predicted model, not a curated record. The transcript has 10 exons. The coding region runs from base 193 to 4554 and encodes 1453 amino acids. NCBI's taxonomy places the organism in Eukaryota, Metazoa, Arthropoda, Insecta, Hemiptera, Cimicidae.